Musa acuminata AAA Group (dessert banana) is the source of this 1638-nucleotide messenger RNA. RefSeq names its product transcription factor GTE1-like. The transcript has 9 exons. Gene Ontology annotation, molecular function: protein binding. Lineage: Eukaryota; Viridiplantae; Streptophyta; Magnoliopsida; Zingiberales; Musaceae. The record is from RefSeq and is a predicted model, not a curated record. Bases 239 to 1351 code for a protein of 370 amino acids.
GGCAUAUUUUAUUUGAUGGUUGGUAUCAAUCCUUUCGUUCUAUAAAUUGGCCGCAUCUACCACUGCCACUUGCGGCCUCGGCGGUGAUCGUUUGGGGAGGGCUCGGGAAAGGUAGUCUUCCCUCCCCUAAAUCCUCGAGUAAACCCUACACUAUUUGAGAUAUAAAAGAUGGUAGCUUCAACAGAAGAAGCAGCCGCGGCCGCGGCUGGCACACUUCCGCCGCCGCCUCCUAUUGAGAAUGGCAACUGCGCUGGAGUUGCAGCGGAGUCCGAAAAACCCCCAAAGCGAUGUCGAACGGUGGAAGCAUCGUGUCGAUGAAUACAAUUCUAAGGUCGAUGAGCUGGAGCAAAGGGUGAAUGAGGUUCUGGAGCACUAUGCGACUAGAAAGCAACCAAAAACCUCUAAAGGGAGCUCCGGUGGCAAGGUUAAGGAGAUGGAUAAAUUUAGUGCUAUUAAUAACAGUGGAAGCAACCAUAGUGGUGGCAAGCUGGUUGAAGGGUGUCCAAAGGAAGUUAUUUGCUCAAAGAGAAUGCAGGAGCUCAUGCGGCAGUUUGGCACCAUAUUGAAGCAGAUGUCACAGCACAAGUGGGCUUGGCCAUUCAUGGAGCCUGUUGAUGUUAAGGGUCUUGGUCUAGAUGACUAUCAUGAGGUUAUUAAAAGGCCCAUGGACUUUUCUACAAUCAAGAACCAAAUGGAAGCAAAAGAUGGCAGUGGAUAUAAGAAUGUCCGUGAAAUAUAUGCUGAUGUGAGAUUGGUUUUCACUAAUGCAAUGACAUACAACGAUGACAGAACUGAUAUUCAUGUUAUGGCUAAAACAUUGCUGGAAAAAUUUGAAGAGAAGUGGCUGCAACUAUUUCCUAAAGUUGUUGAAGAGGAAGCAAGACAAAAGGAGGAUGAGGCUUGGGAUCUUGCAAAUAUGCAAAUUUUUCAAGAGGUUUCUUAUGAGACAAUGGCCAAAGAUACCAGCAGCGAGCUUGAUGAACUCAAUUUGCAUUUGGAAAAGCUAAGGGAGUUGGUAAUACAGAAGUGCAGGAAAAUGUCGACAAAGGAGAAAAGAGAACUUAGUGUUGGCCUGAGCUCUUUACCUCCUGAAGAUCUUAACAAGGCUCUAGAAAUUAUUGCUCAAAACAAUCCUAUCUUUCGAGCUACAGGAGAAGUGGUGGAUCUUGAUAUGGAUGCACAGAGUGAAAGCACAUUAUGGAAACUCAAAUUGUUUGUCAAGGGGGCAUUGGAGCUUCAGGCAAAGAACUCUGCAAGCAAGGCAGAUGACACCAUAAAGCGGAAGAAGGAGAUAUAUGAUGCUGUGGCAAAGACUGCAAGGAAGAGAAAUAAGAAGAUCCACCCAUUGUGAUGUUUUAUGAGUUCAUACAAGUUAAUUUGACCGCUACGUCAGUGAUACAUCAGCUGCUGAAGUGCAACUUAGAUGAAAUUUUAAUUAGCCUUUAAUUGCUGCCUUCAGCUGCUGCCUGGAAAGCUAGAUGGCUUACUAUGAGCACAACUUUGUUUACCUUUGCAAAACUGUCGUCAAAGUAAGCAGAAGAAUUGAAUUAUAUGUAAACCGUAAGAUGAUUUUUUUUAUUUGCGGACAGAGUAGGAUGAAUUAUUUGGUGGAAAGGUUCCUGAAAACAUCAUGUGCUA